Messenger RNA from Cucumis melo (muskmelon), 5047 nucleotides. Its product is annotated as probable starch synthase 4, chloroplastic/amyloplastic. The record is from RefSeq and is a predicted model, not a curated record. NCBI's taxonomy places the organism in Eukaryota, Viridiplantae, Streptophyta, Magnoliopsida, Cucurbitales, Cucurbitaceae. The transcript is spliced from 16 exons. Gene Ontology annotation, molecular function: alpha-1,4-glucan glucosyltransferase (UDP-glucose donor) activity. Bases 232 to 3207 code for a protein of 991 amino acids.
UCGCUUUCUCAAGUUUCUCGCUGUGAUUCGUUGGAAGUUGAAAUGGAAUGAACUGAACUCUCGCCGAACUGCUGGAUCUCUCUCAUCUCUAUCGCAACUCUGAAUGAUCACUGAAGUAUUGGCGAAGCAAUUGUUUGAUAUUUCUAUCUUUCUUUGAGGAUUCAAUGGUGUAUUGAUACUUGGAGUUGGAGAUAGCAGAGAGAGCUUUUGGUUAUUGGAAGUUUGAGCGUAAUGGCAACGAAGCUCUCGACGUUGUUUCUGAGCUCUGGCUUUGGUUCUUUGAGUGGAAAAGUAUUGGAUAAUCCACAGUUUCCUUACUCUUCUCGUUGUUUGCUUAAUACUUCAUGUAAAAUGCGGCCUCGCCGUCUCAGUUCUCGACGCAAGAGGAAAUAUUUGAAGAAAGCCUCGUAUGAACAUCUGUCUGUCCAUGCUGAUUUCCAUCCAAAUGAUGAUGAGGACUCUGGCUCUGAAAAUGUGGUGGAGGGAGUUCCAAUUUUAAAUCAGGAGAGCUUGUCUAGUGCUGUUUUUAACACUAGCUCAGCUGUUCAGCAUAACACUGAGAAAGAAACCGGGGAAGUUGACACUGAAGGGCUGAAUAAAGGCGUUCAACUUGAAGAUUUGAUUGGGAUGAUAAAAAGUGCAGAGAAAAAUAUCCUUCUACUUAACCAAGCCCGGGUACGGGCCCUCGAAGAUCUUGAAAAAAUCCUUUCUGAGAAGGAGGAAUUGCAGCGAGAAAUCAAUGGUUUGGAAAUGAGAUUGGCAGAAACUGAUACUCGAAUUGAAGUGGCUGCCCAAGAGAAGGUACAUGUGGAACUUUUGGAAGACCAAUUCGAAGAGUUGCAGAAGCAGCUAAAUUUCAGUAGUGGUACCGUACAGAGCAUGAAUGGAAAUCUGAACGAUAUUCCUAUUGAUUCUCUUACCAAAGAGCUUCAUUUACUGAAAUCAGAAAAUAUUGUCCUAAAGAAUGAUAUACAAACACUCAAGGAAGAGUUGAGCAAUGUUAAGAAUGCUGAUCAACAUCUGGCAUUUUUGGAAAAAGAAAGGUCAGUUUUGGAGUCUUCGCUCAAGGACUUGGAGUCUAAGUUGUCAACCUCUCAGGAAGAUGGUUCAAAAUUGUCUGACCUGAACGCUGAAUGUAUGGACUUAAGGAAUAGAGUAGAACACUUGCAAGUUUUGCUAGAUAAGGCAACCAAGCAGGCAGAUCAAGCUAUUCGUGUUUUGCAACAAAACGAAGAGCUUCAAGAAAAGGUUGAGAAAUUGGAAGAGUCCCUUGAAGAAGCUAACGUCUUCAAAUUAUCUUCUGAAAAGCUUCAGCAGGACAAUGAAUUAAUGCAACAAAAGAUAGAUCUAUUGGAGGAUCGCCUUCAAAGUUCUGACGAGGAAUUACAGUCUUAUAUCAAAUUAUAUCAGGAAUCAGUGAAGGAGUUUCAAGAUACACUCGAUACUAUAAAAAAAGCAAGCAAGAAAACAGCUACAGAUGAGCCUGUAAAUGAUAUGCCUUGGGAGUUUUGGAGCCGUUUAUUGCUAUUGAUAGAUGGUUGGUUACUUGAGGAAAAGAUAUCUGGUGAUGAUGCUAAACUGUUGAAAGAGAUGGCAUGGAAGAGGGAUGCACGUAUUUAUGAUGCUUAUAUGGCUUGCAAGGAAAAAAAUGAACUUGAGGCUGUGGCUUUGUUUCUUAGUUUGACAUCUUCUCAAAAACGUUCGGGACUCUAUGUCAUCCACAUUGCAGCAGAAAUGGCACCAGUCGCUAAGGUUGGUGGUUUGGGUGACGUCAUCACUGGUCUCAGCAAAGCGCUGCAAAGUAGAGGGCACCUUGUGGAAAUUGUUCUUCCUAAAUAUGAUUGCAUGGAGUACAGUCGUAUUAAAGAUUUGAGGCUUUUGGAUGUGGUACUCGAGUCCUACUUUGAUGGGCGGCUGUUCAAAAACAAGAUAUGGGUUGGGACUGUUGAAGGCCUUCCUGUUUACUUUAUCGAACCUCAUCACCCUGAUAAGUUCUUCUGGAGGGCUCAAUAUUAUGGGGAGCAUGAUGACUUCAAACGUUUUUCAUAUUUCAGCCGUGCUGCACUUGAAUUACUUCUUCGGGCUGGCAAGAGACCUGAUAUAAUACAUUGCCACGAUUGGCAAACUGCCUUCAUUGCACCAUUAUAUUGGGAUUUGUAUUACCCGAAGGGAUUGAAUUCUGCAAGAAUAUGUUUUACUUGCCACAACUUCGAGUAUCAGGGAACUGCCCCUGCUUCAGAUUUGGCUUCUUGCGGUCUUGAUGUUGACCAGCUAAACAGACAAGACAGAUUACAGGAUAAUUCUUCUCAUGAAAGGAUCAAUCCUGUAAAGGGAGCAGUUGUGUUCUCUAAUAUAGUCACGACAGUAUCACCUACCUAUGCUCAAGAGGUGCGAAGAGCUGAGGGAGGGCAUGGUCUUCACUCAACGCUUAAUUUUCAUUCUAAAAAGUUCUUUGGCAUUCUCAAUGGAAUCGAUACUGAUGUGUGGAAUCCUUCGACCGAUUCAUUUAUCAAAGUCCAAUAUAAUGCAAAUGAUCUUCAGGGGAAGGCAGAAAAUAAAGACGCUUUAAGAAGGCAUCUAGGGCUGUCAUCUAAUGUCAGAAAACCUCUGGUGGGCUGCAUUACAAGAUUGGUACCCCAAAAGGGUAUACAUCUUAUCAGGUACGCAAUAUACAGAACGUUGGAGCUGGGAGGACAGUUUGUUCUUCUGGGUUCAAGCCCAGUUCCUCAUAUUCAGAGGGAAUUUGAGGAUAUUGCGAAUCACUUCCAGAGUCAUGAUCAAAUUCGGUUGGUGUUGGCUUAUGACGAGUCUCUUUCUCAUUGGAUUUACGCAGCAUCUGAUAUGUUCAUCAUACCGUCUAUCUUUGAGCCAUGUGGCCUCACUCAGAUGAUUGCAAUGCGAUACGGUUCUAUUCCUAUUGUACGGAAAACUGGCGGACUAAAUGACAGUGUCUUUGACGUUGACGAUGAAACAACUCCUACCGAGCUUCAAAAUGGAUAUACGUUUUUAACUCCAGACGAACAGGGGUUGAAUAGUGCACUAGAACGUGCCUUUAGCCACUACUUAAACAACCCAAGUAGUUGGCAGCAGCUGGUUCAGAAGGUCAUGGACGUAGAUUUCAGCUGGGAAACUUCAGCUGCACAGUAUGAGGAACUUUAUUCAAAGUCAGUAGCACGAGCAAGAGCGGUUGCCGCAGGUCGAGCGUAAGGAAACUAAUACUUCUUUACCUUCUUUUUUUUCUGGGCAAUCCUGUUAUCCAUACUCUGAAGUUGCAUGUGAGAUUGCCUAAGCAAUUGUGGUGAAUCCAAUUCUCCUUGGAAACUGAAGUUUAGACCAAUUUGGCGGCUCAAUCAUAUGCUUUUAUGCUAUAUGCUUCCAUGAAACCUCUGAAUUGGUCAAUUGAUAACAUCAUAUUUGUGGCAACGGACGGGACAUUUCAUCCUCCCUUUUAGAGAAAGGAAAGAGCUGUUGCUUGGUUAGCAUAAUGACAAUGGCGGUAAAUCAUACUCAUUGAACAGCUUUCUUGCUAUAAGGCCACGGGAAAGCUGGCCAUUUUUUCUUCUUAUGUGUAGAUAAUAUUUUGUUAAAUAGUGUACUAUACUCGGAAAUUUUAAUUUGAAUAUUGGAAUAUAAUUGUCCCCUUUUUUCACUCUUGUUCGAUUUGACCUGCACCAGCCAUUUUCUCAUUAUUUGGUUGAUUCUUUUUUUCCAGUAGAAUAUAACACAUUAUCUUUACAACAAUAAAUAAUUGUUUUUGUUUUUGUUAGUACUCCAUGAUUAUAUUAUUAUUUUGAGAUUAUCAACAUAUGUAGGGUGGGUGAUUUCAAUUUUGAAUUCUAUCUCUUUGUUAAGAAUGUAUGCUUAAACCAUUUGAGUUGUGUUUAGUUAAUUGAUGUUGGAUAAUUAAAAGUGUACCUUAUAGUUCAUGAAUAAAAAUUAUAUGUAUUUGAGUUAUUAGAAGUGAUAGUAUGGGUGUCUGUUUAGUUUUUAUCUAUAAAAUAAGUAAUGAGUAAUGUCUAUACAAUUAACUAACUUAGUCCAUUCUUUAAAUCAGAAGAAAUGGUUGAACAAACGCAAUUAGCAGCACAAAAGCACUUCAUUCAUUUUCAACUAAUGUACAAUACCACCACAAAUAAUAAUUCAACACCAUAGAAACUCUCUUUAGUCUCUCUCUCUCUCUCUUUCUACGUAUUUCUCACUUUCCAGGAACAAAGUUUGUAGCGUAGGCCCAAGCAUUGUUGUUGACUGGGUCAGCAAGGUGAUCAGCCAAAUUCUCCAAUGGACCCUUUCCAGUAACAAUAGCCUGAACAAAGAAUCCAAACAUGGAGAACAUAGCCAACCUUCCAUUCUUCAGCUCCUUAACCUUCAACUCAGCGAAGGCCUCUGGGUCAUCAGCCAAACCCAAUGGGUCGAAGCUUCCACCUGGGUAGAUGGGGUCAGUCACCUCCCCGAGCGGGCCGCCGGCAAUACGGUAACCCUCGACGGCACCCAUCAACACAACUUGGCAAGCCCAGAUGGCCAAAAUGCUCUGAGCGUGGACCAAGCUGGGGUUGCCCAAGUAGUCGAGCCCACCUUCGCUGAAGAUCUGAGACCCAGCCUUGAACCACACAGCUUCACCGAACUUCACACCAUUGCGAGACAAAAGCUCAGGGAAAACGCACCCCAAAGCUCCAAGCAUGGCCCAUCUGGAGUGGAUCACUUCCAACUCACGGUUCUUGGCGAAGGUCUCGGGAUCAGCUGAAAGUCCAGCAGUGUCCCAUCCGUAGUCACCAGGGAACUCUCCGGUUAGGUAGGAUGGUGGCUCACCAGAGAAUGGGCCCAAGUAUUUGACACGGUCGGGGCCGUACCAUGGGCUGCCGGAGGAAACUGACUUGGUGGCAGUUUUCCUCAUGGUGAUUCUUCCAGUUCCCUGAAUUUCAGGGGCAUUGGGGGAGAGUUUCACGGCUUUGCCGGCCAGAGAUGGGGAGGAAAGAGCCAUUGUAGAAGCAGCCAUUGUUGGAGGUGGUGGAAUAAGGCUUGUGAUCAACGGUGGAAUGUAUUUUGUGGU